CAAGGGAAUCACUCGCCGCCAAGGACUGGAUCAGACACGAGUAAAUUCAGCAAAGUCAUCGGAUCAACUGCCGCCGCCAAGGACUGGAACAGACACGAACAGUUGUUAGUCAUCAAACAACUCAUACUUCACCGCCAAGGACUGGAACAGACAUGA
Messenger RNA from Funneliformis geosporum, 156 nucleotides. Lineage: Eukaryota; Fungi; Glomeromycota; Glomeromycetes; Glomerales; Glomeraceae. The record is from the annotation of a GenBank genome assembly.